AUGGCGUCGUACAUACAAGGUUAUGACGAGGAGAGGUUUGUGACCACAAUCAGUCGAAACUUCCUCUGUUUGAUUUGCUUCAAUGUCCUUAAAGACCCGGUUCUGUGUCCAAAAAAUCAACAUUGUUUCUGUCGAGGCUGUAUUACGAAACAUCUCGAGAAUUCUCGAAGAUGCCCUACGUGUGCGGACGAACUGACCGUAGAGACUUUGACCGAACCACCACGAAUGGUAAAAGAUUGUAUAAAUGAACUGAAUAUUCAUUGCAUUUACAUCGACAGAGGUUGUCAAGAGAUCCUACAAUUAGAGAAUCUUGAACGCCACGAGGCUACAUGUGGAUUUACACCAGCCGUUUGUACAAACCAAGGCUGUGGUGUAACUUUAAACCAGCGUGAUCUUAUUCACCAUCAAAGUGAACUAUGUGAAUUUCGCAAGUUGAAGUGCCACUCCUGCGGAGAAAUGACAAAAACGUUGGCAGAUAUGGAGGAAAGAAUGACGAAUGUCGAGAAGAAUAUAGCAACGAAUAUGGUCAGAAAGGAGACUAUGGUUACCAUGGAAACCCACAUGAAGAAUAUGCAAACGAAUAUGGCAAAUAUGGAAACACGUAUGGCGAAUGUGGAGAGGAAUAUGGUCGGCAUAAAAACAUAUAUGGAAGGCAAAUUUGAAGGAUUGAAAACAGCUUUGAUUGAAGGUUUUGAUGAAAUGAAGGAUGUUCUUGUCAAGAUGGAGGACAAGAUAGAAGAAAACCCAAGAAAAGUAAGAAAUACAGCAAGUGGUGAUAAGGAAAAUAUAAUUGUUGCUGGAGGUGUAGGAACUGACUCUGUAGAGAUGUUUAACUGGCGUCAAAGAACAUGGUCGCCAUUACAAUCAUUGCCAAAGACGCGUGAAGGAGCGACUUCAUUUGUUCACAACAAUCAUGUGACAAUUGCUGGAGGUUACUGUUUUGACUAUGUUGAUGAUAUGAUUAGAAUGAAUAUCAACCCAAACCCUGAUCUCUCAAUGCACUGGAGUGAUUGUCCUGUUAAACUACCUACUAAGUUGACAUGCCACAGCAGUGUGUUGUAUAAUGAUCACUUAUUAGUUUCUGGCGGUGGUGAAAGAAAGGGAGCAUCUGACUAUAUUCAUGAAGUCCAGCUAGUUUCUUCAUAUACUGUGAAGACCUUAUCAAGAAUGCCAGAACCAAGACGGGAUCACAGCACGCAAUUAUUUGAUGAUAACUUGUUGAUCGUUGGUGGAAGAACAACUAACAGAUACCAAGACAGCCUCAGCAGUGUCGUACUGUAUGAUAUAAAGAAGAAUAAAUAUAAACAGUUGGCACCACUGCCGUAUGAAGUGAGUGAGAUGGCAACUGUGAGAUGGGGAGCCAACAUUGUUGUUAUAGGCGGCGUUGAUAAACAUGGCAAAGCAUUAGAUACAGUUAUCAUUUACAAUGUCAAGACUGAACAAAGUCACUUGCUGUCACGAAUGAGAUGUAAGAGACGGGGAUGUACUGCAGUUGUUAUUGGAAACAACAUUGUAGUACUGGGAGGUCAGGAUGGCCAACAACAUGUCUUAAAGUCAGUUAAAGCUUUCAACUUUGGAAGUAAUACAUGGCAAGAACUUCCAGAAAUGUCUCAAGCAAGAUGGUUGCACACUGUU
Molecule: messenger RNA, 1635 nt
Organism: Paramuricea clavata
Lineage: Eukaryota; Metazoa; Cnidaria; Anthozoa; Malacalcyonacea; Plexauridae
Source: the annotation of a GenBank genome assembly